CAAAACAGGUGUGAUCCUGAAGUGGGUUUUCUCCUCGAUAUUGGAGAUUCUGUAGCUGCGGGUCUUCAGUGUAGAAACACUGCAGACUGUUGGAGAUUAAAGUGGAUUCAGAGCUGUUUAUUGUAUCAGAUCCAGAAACCGGUGUUUUCUGUGGUUUUAAAUGAAGAUACUCUCUGUAGGGUAAAACUGAGGGGUGAUUAGAUGUGAUUUACUCCUCUGGUCUCUUCAGUAAAGCGGAGCAGCAGAAGGUAGAUCAGCUCUGAUCAUCAGAUCCACAUCUCUGUACUCAGACCUCAGAUCUGCUGGAGGAACUUCAUCAGCUCACCUGCUGCAGAAAUGGAUGCCAUCCUGUUUCAAGUCUUCUGCUGCUCCUAGUAUCUACUUCCCUGCCUGGUUGAAAACAAAGUCUGACUAGUUCACAAAGCCGUUGAUGCUGAUGAAACAGCAUGGCGACAGACAUGGCAUCCAGAGAAAUCUCCAAUGCUCAGCAAAUAUCUUCUCCUUCACCUCACAGGCAAGUGCAGCACAGUACAGAGAAAAAACAAACUGACCACCACUCUGACUGUGGCAAGAGUUUUACUCAACCGAGUCAUCUCAGAACACACCAGCUUUCUGACACCGGGGACAAACCAUAUCACUGCUCAGAUUGUGGGAAAAGCUUUGAUUUUCUGAGUACUCUCCAAAGACACAAGCUCAUUCAUACAGGAGAGAAACCAUUUCAGUGUUCAGACUGUGGGAAAACUUUCAACCUUCAGAGUAAUCUCCGCCGCCACCAGCGCGUUCACACAGGAGAGAAACCGCAUCAGUGCUCGGAGUGUGGAAAGAGUUUUUGUGAACAAAUGAAUCUCAAAGAACACCAGCACAUUCACACUGAAGAGAAAAUGAAUCAGAGCUCAGAAUUUGAGAAGAGUUUUAGUGAAAAGUCUGAAAAGUCCAGUCUCCAAGAACAUCAACACAUUCGCACUAGAGAGAAACCAUAUCACUGCUCAGAUUGUCGGAAAAGCUUUGAUUUUCUGAGUACUCUCCAACGACAUCUGCUCAUUCACACAGGAGAGAAACCAUUUCAAUGUUCAGACUGUGGGAAAACUUUCAAUCUCCAGAGUAAUCUCCGGCGCCACGAGCGCGUUCAUACAGGAGAGAAACCGCAUCAGUGCUUGGAAUGUGGAAAGAGUUUUAGUGAACUGACGAAUCUCCAAGAACACCAGCGCAUUCACACUGGAGAGAAACCCUUUCAGUGCUCAGACUGUGGGAAGAGUUUUGCACAUUACAACUCUCUUAAACAACACCAAUUCAUUCACACAGGAGAGAAACCAUAUCAGUGCCCAGUGUGUGGGAAGAGCUUUGCUCAAAAAAGUCAUUUACAAGAACACAAACACGUUCAUACAAGAGAGAAACCUUUUCACUGCUCUGAGUGUGGGAAAAAUUUUACACAUCAGAAUACCCUUAAAUUACACCAGCGCAUUCACACUGGAGAGAAACCCUUUGAGUGCUCAGACUGUGGGAAGAGUUUUACACAGCACAAUUAUCUCAAACAACACCAGCUCACUCACACGGGAGAGAAACCAUAUCACUGUUCAGACUGUGGGAAGAGUUUUACUCAUCAGAGUGCGCUCCAGAUACACCAGCUCACUCACACAGGAGAGAAACUGCAUCAGUGCUCAGAGUGUGGGAGGAGUUUUAGUCAAAAGUGUCAUCUUCAAGAACACCAGCGCAUUCACACAGGAGAGAAACCCUUUCGCUGCUCAGAGUGUGGGAUGAGUUUUACAUAUAAGAAUUCUCUCAAACAACACCAACGCAUUCAUACUGGAGUGAAACCGUUUCAGUGCUCAGACUGUGGGAAGAGUUUUGUUAGAAAUAAUUAUCUCAUAGAACACCAGCGCGUUCAUACAGGAGAGAAACCGUACCACUGCUCAGACUGUGGGAAGAGUUUUAAUUAUUACAGUUCAUUCCAAAAACACCACGUCAUUCACACAAAAGGGAAACCAUAUCACUGCUCAGACUGUGGGAAGAGCUUUCGCAAACAGAGUUACUUCCAAAUACACCAGCGCAUUCACACUGGAGAUAAACCAUAUUACUGCUCAGAGUGUGGAGAGAGCUUUAGGUUUUCACAAGCAUUCAAGAAGCACAAGUGCAUUGAGAUUAGUGAUGGAAAUGGGCAGUGACUCACCUAAAGUCAGUCCAGCUCCCAAUUGAACUUGUAUUGAGGGAAAACUGUUGCUUUAAACAGUGCAGCAUGUAGUCCAUACACUAAAUAUAUCCUUCCUAGUCAGAUGCUAAAGUACAGUAUUUAACACUAUAAGGCACACAGAAUUAUAAGGCGCCCCAUCAAUAAACAUCUAUUUUCUGGUUUAUUUUCAUACACAAGGUGCACCAGAUUAUAUGGCGCAUUAUGUGACACUAGUAAGGAACAGGGUUGUUGGCAUGAUUUCCUCCUAAUUUAGCAGGCCUCGCCGCUGGGUGGCAAGACUUGUAAAGCUAUGUUAAAAAAAUAUUUUAUAGUCAAACAAGCGCUGGAUGUUUGUUAAUUUACACAGAUUUCUCUCCUGUAUACUUUUUAUUUGGGUGAGUAAAGCACUUCCGUUUAUUUACAGUAAGCUUAGAUUACUACCAAGGCUGCCAGACUGCGCUAUACUGAGGAACCCUGAGUCUUCUGGUAAGUCAGGGUGAAAUUAGCUAGCGGUUCAUCCCAUGUAGCUUGUUUUAAGAUGGUAAACACGCAGACUACAGUCCCAUAAUACUCACCUCUGAACAGCGAAAGAGAUAACUAGCACUUAGCGCAGUUAGCAGGUAAUGCUAAUGCUGCUCUAGCAGUGCUAGCCAGGGUUAGCAGAAGUCCUAUCAUCAGAUAUACUCGCCUCUGAAAGGCAAUAGAGCUAACUAGCGCUUAGCAUGGUUAGCGGCUAAUGCUAAUACUGCCCCAGCAGCUAAAUUGUGAAUGUUUUUUUUCUCUGGCUGCAUUGAGAUCUGAGCUGUUUUUUCUAUCUGUGCAUGGGAGGACCAACAAAACUAAACAUUACAUUGUUUUCUUAGCAACAUGAUUGAACUCUGGUUUACUGCUGAUUUUUUGUUCUCUCUUUAACUCCACUACUGAAAGAGAACAUCAGUUCUGUAGAUUUUCUGUUGUCUGCCUUGUAUAUAAAGUUUGUCAUGUUAAUAAAUGGCUUAGUUUUUUAUGACUACUAGACAGCAAGUUGCUGUUUAUUGAUGGUUUCAACUAAAGCAUUUCUUUAAUUUAUAUGUGAUACAUAUAUGACUUCCUGCGUGUACUUUAGUUUGAACAAUCUGCAUACUUAAGAGUUUUUUGCUUUACCUGUCUAUGCAGUAUGUUCAAUCCCACUGACUUCCAGACAGACAUAUUCGACCUGCUGUCAAAUAGAGGUGACUGCAAGUUGGGGUGAGACACUUUCGAUAAUGUUUAAAUGACUCACUAAAUUAAAAGAAAAUCAUAAUUUUAACAGUCGAGCCAAUCAAGUGAGAUGGAAUGGGAUGCUUUGUCUGCUCAUCACAUUCUAGUUCAAGCACUUCCUCAAAACUAUUUUUUUGUGAGAUAUUUGUAUAGUGAGUGUUAUACAAAUAUCUUUCCUGUUGAAAGUUAAAAAUGAGUUAUUUUUAAAUUUGAUGUUAAUGUAUUUGAAAAAUAAAUCUAAUACUGCUGCCUUCUUUUUUUUGGGCACUUCUAAAUGUUCUUUGCAGAUUUUUAUUUUUUUUUGUAUUUGACAGCUUUCUGUGGACCCUGUACUAACGUAAGUCAGCUAUCAUCUGUUCUUUAUUUUGGUUUGCAAAGGCCUUUUGGUAUGAUAUGUUUCAUAGCCAUUUGUAUUAAUGUGUUAAAGUUCAAAUGCUUGUUGUAUUUCUUGUAUUUUUCCCCAACUUCCAAUAAACCAUUAAAAGAGAGAACUGGC
Molecule: messenger RNA, 3902 nt
Organism: Astyanax mexicanus (Mexican tetra)
Lineage: Eukaryota; Metazoa; Chordata; Actinopteri; Characiformes; Acestrorhamphidae
Product: gastrula zinc finger protein XlCGF26.1
Exons: 2
Coding region: 447-2162 (571 amino acids)
Source: RefSeq, a predicted model, not a curated record